AUGGCCUCCGGGAGCAAAAGGAAUACUGCGUUUUACUUCGUGAGCGUUGGGAUAGCAACUGUUGGGCUCAGUUUUGCUUUUGUCCCGGCGUAUAGGAAAUUUUGUGAGAAAACUGGUUAUGUUGGACAAACCAAGGUUUCGAAAGGUCUUGACAAAGUAGCUAAAAUGCAAAGAGUUGAAGAUCGCUUGAUUCGAGUUAUUUUCGACGCUAAUGUCCCGCCAACAAUGGAAUGGCAGUUCAAGCCAUCGCAGAGAGAAGUUUAUGUGCACCCUGGAGAAACCGCAUUAGCUUUUUACGAAGCUUACAAUCCAACUGAUCGACCAAUCAUUGGAAUCAGCUCUUACAAUUUAAAUCCCUUUCAGGCCGCAUUCUACUUCACUAAAAUACAAUGCUUUUGCUUUGAAGAACAAAUUUUAUACCCGAAGGAAAAAGUUGACCUGCCAGUUUUCUUCUAUAUCGAUCCUGAGUACGCUAAUGAUCCGGAAUUGGAGGAUAUGAAUACUGUUAUUCUGAGCUAUACUUUUUACGAAUCUUCGAAAGAUCUGGUAUUACCAAGUCCGUUUGAACCUCCUGGAGAGAAAAAAGAUGACUCCAGUGGAAAGGACCCUAAGGAAAGACGAGGCAUAAUAAUGAACAAAACAGUAGAAUGA
Enterobius vermicularis (human pinworm) is the source of this 651-nucleotide messenger RNA. Lineage: Eukaryota; Metazoa; Nematoda; Chromadorea; Rhabditida; Oxyuridae. The record is from the annotation of a GenBank genome assembly.